Messenger RNA from Vittaforma corneae ATCC 50505, 1248 nucleotides. RefSeq lists its product as uncharacterized. Lineage: Eukaryota; Fungi; Microsporidia; Nosematidae. The transcript has a single exon. Gene Ontology annotation, molecular function: ribosomal large subunit binding. Gene Ontology annotation, biological process: ribosomal large subunit export from nucleus. The record is from RefSeq and is a predicted model, not a curated record. The coding region runs from base 1 to 1248 and encodes 415 amino acids. Gene Ontology annotation, cellular component: cytoplasm; nucleus.
AUGAUUCACUGUUGUAAGUGUGGGAUAGAAAUCGAACCAAACAUGCGAAGCAUCUGCUUUCGCUGUUUGAAUAAUGAGACAGAUGUGACUAGAAGCAUAAAGACCUCAAUGGCCAUAGAAACAUGCAGAGGAUGCAAGCGAUAUUUCUUUCCAUCAAAAGGCUGGAAAGUUCUUUCUUGGGGGUCACAGGAUCUUCUCAUAUUCCUGCUUGGACGCAAUAAAUCACUAAAGGGCCUGAAUAUUGUCGAUUCCAACUUCGUCUACACCGAGGAGCAUUCUAUGAGAAUGAUCGUUGAAAUAAAAGUAGCACAGGAUGGCAUCGAGCAAAGCUGCAUGCUCAGAUACAAUGUAACUAAUAUGCAGUGCACAAACUGCAUGAGAACAGAGGCAAAGCAGUAUUGGAAGGCAUUAGUACAGCUAAGGCAGAGACCCCAUCACAAGAGAACAUUUCUUUAUAUCGAGCAAUUAAUUUUGAAGCACAAAGCCCAUCUCCCCGCCUCAAAUAUAAAAGAGCGCAAGGAUGGUAUUGAUUUCUACUACUUGGAUCGCCAGGACGCCGUUCAUAUGGUUGAUUUUCUAUCAAGCUACUGUGGGACGCGCGUAAUUAAUUCUUCAAGACUGAUCAGCGAGGAUGAGUCUAACAAUACUGCAAACAAGAAAUUUACCUUUUCCGUCGAAAUAUUGCCGUUUUGCAAGGAUGAUCUGGUCUAUCUAGGACCUGGGAAUAUGCUUGGGCUAGGAAAUUUCGCACUGGUUUCAAGGGUGGGAUCUACCGUUACAUUUUUCGAUCCAGUUACACAAAAGAGUAACAAGCUUUAUUCCAAGCAGUACUACUCCAACGAAGACAAGUUUAAAAUUCUCAUGAGAUCGUGCAACUUCAAGAAGUACAGGGUUGUGUAUUGCAGACCACUGGGAAAUGAGCUAUACGAAGCCACACUCACAGCAGACGACCUAAAAUUCUUUGAUGUAACAACGCAUCUGAAAAUAAAGGACGAUGACACGGUUGCUGGAUAUAACCUUGAGGGGUCUAAUCUAGCAACAGAUAUAGAUCUGGGAACAGACAUUCUUCUUGUUCGAGUGUUUAAUAAUUCAAAGAGAAACUGGACAUUAAAGUCAGAAAAGGAGGUAGAUGAUGAAUACAUGUAUUUUAUUGAUGAUAUUUCCAAUGACAAGGAGAUGCUGAAUAGAGUGUGUGUAUUUGACAGUAAAGACGAGCUCGUCGACAAUAUUGAAACAUUAGGAAUAUGA